Molecule: messenger RNA, 663 nt
Organism: Trichoderma breve
Lineage: Eukaryota; Fungi; Ascomycota; Sordariomycetes; Hypocreales; Hypocreaceae
Product: ahpC/TSA family domain-containing protein
Exons: 2
Coding region: 1-663 (220 amino acids)
Molecular function (GO): antioxidant activity; oxidoreductase activity
Source: RefSeq, a predicted model, not a curated record
AUGCCAAGAACAAGAUCAACCGUGAACCGUGGCACCUCCACCACAAAGAAGGCCGAAACAAAUCCACCCCCAGAGGUCCCAAAACCAUCACGCGAGCAAAAGGCCAAAGUUGUUAAAAAGCCCCGUCCUAAGAAAGGAAAGGAGACAAGCAAUGACAGUACGGCAUCUUCUAUAAGCGUUGGAUCCAAAAUUCCAUGGACCAAUAGCUUUGGAGGGGCAAUCUAUCUUCACGAUGGAACCAAAACCUCGCUGAAGCAGCUAGUGGAGAAGAGCCACAACGGGCUAAUUGUCUACGUGUACCCAAAAUCUCGUGAUGAUGAAUCGGACGACCUACACGGCGAGAUGGACCACUCUCAGCUGGACUUGGAAUCGUUAGAAAUGGACACCAUAGGCAUCUAUCGAGAUACUGUAUCGUCAAUUGCUGAGUUUAUGGAAGAACCUGGAUCGGGGGUGCCUAUUGCCAGCAAUUUGAGCGGAUCAUUGAUGAAAGCAAUGUCGCUUACUUCACCCAAGGGGGUUCUCAAACAGGGAGCGUUUAUUAUAUCGAAAGAAGGAAUUCUCUUGGGACGCACGGUUGGAGGAAAGGUAGAUAAGAUUAUGGACGACGUAUGGAAGAUGAUACAUAUUAUCAAAGAGGAAAGAGGCGAGGAAGAGGAUUGGUAG